Psammomys obesus (fat sand rat) is the source of this 1994-nucleotide messenger RNA. RefSeq names its product membrane frizzled-related protein (gene Mfrp). Gene Ontology annotation, molecular function: protein binding. NCBI's taxonomy places the organism in Eukaryota, Metazoa, Chordata, Mammalia, Rodentia, Muridae. Bases 30 to 1802 code for a protein of 590 amino acids. The transcript has 13 exons. The record is from RefSeq and is a predicted model, not a curated record.
CUCCAGAUAGCCAUGCAGAAUCUUAAGCCAUGAAGGACUAUUCCGAUGUCGUCCUCUGUCCGGAAGCAACUGAGUUGAGCAAGACAGAGUUCUGCAAUCCCGUUUUCGACCCUGAAGCAGGGCCUUCUUGCCCUCCACCAGCCUUACAGAAAGAUGCCAGCAGCAGCCACCAAACUCCCUGGCAUGGACAGCAUCUCCGGGGGCUUCAACCAGACUGCCACUUCUCCUGGCUCUGCAUCCUGCUGCUCAGCGGCCUGCUGCUCCUGCUGCUGGGGCUGCUGGUGGCUGUCAUCCUGGCUCAGUUGCAGGCUACAACCCUCCCCAGGACUACCGAGAGCCCACUGCCCAACCGGGGUCUCGCCCCCAUGGGCAGCAUUCCCAGCGCCACCCCUAACAUCAACACUACCAUCCUCACCACCUCCCCAGCAACCACAGGGCAGCAGGAGGCAGCCUUGAACCCUACACGCCAGACCACCUGUGGAGGCCUCCUUCCUGGUCCAAGAGGUUUCUUCAGCAGCCCCAACUACCCAGACCUUUACCCACCCCACAGCCACUGUGUCUGGCAUAUCCAGGUAGCCACAGGCCAGACGAUACAGCUCAAAAUUCAAGCCCUCAGCAUAGAAAGCGUAUUCUCCUGUCUUUUCGAUCGCUUGGAAAUUAUCCCAGAGCCUGCUGGCCCUCUCCUCAGGGUGUGUGGCAAAACGCCUCCUGCCACACUGAACACCAACACCAGCCGCCUUCGUGUGUCCUUCGUCUCUGACAAUGAUGUGGAAGGGUCUGGUUUCCAGGCCUGGUACCAAGCUGUGGCCCCUGGACAUUGGAGCUGUGCCCACAAUGAGUUCCGCUGUGACCUGCUCCUCUGCCUGAAGCAUGACUUAGUAUGUGAUGGUAUUACCAACUGUGCCGACGGCAGCGAUGAGACCAACUGCAGUGCUGAGACCGUGGGAUGUGGAGGGAACCUGACUGGGCCCCACGGGGUGUUCUCUUCUCCCAACUACCCACAGCAGUAUCCUAAUCAUCAGCUUUGCACAUGGCACAUCUCGGUGCCCGUGGGAUACGGCAUAGGACUACAGUUCCACAACUUCAGCCUGGAGGCACAGGCUGAGUGCAAGUUUGACUACGUGGAGGUGUAUGAAGUUGGCGGUUCAGGGGCCUUCAGCCUCCUGGGCAGGUUCUGUGGAGCAGAGCCACCACCCCACCUCAGCUCCUCGCAGCACCAGCUGGCUGUAAUCUUCAAGACGGAUCUUGGUAUCAGCAGUGGGGGCUUCUAUGCCACCUACCAGGCCAUCAACACUACAGAGAGUAGGUGCCCCUGGACAGACCUUUGUGGGCCCAGAGAGUUCUGCCAGAAUGGAGGGUGUGGGGACCUGCAAUGGAUGUGUGACUUGUGGAGAGGCUGUGCAAAUGACAGCAAUGACAAUUGCAGCAGCCACUUGUUCCCACAACCAGAGCUGGCCUGUGAACCUGUCCAGGUGGAGAUGUGCUUUGGGUUAAGCUACAGUAACACAGCCUUCCCUAACAUCUGGAUGGGCCCGGCCACCCAGGCAGAGGUGGUAGACAUCCUCAGAGGCUACAAGAGUCUGACAAGGCUACCCUGCUACCAGAAUUUCCGGAGGUUCCUUUGCGGGCUGCUUGUACCCUACUGCACCCCACUGGGCACUAUUCUACCCCCUUGCCGCUCUGUCUGCCAGGAGGCAGAGCAACAGUGCCAGUCGAGCCUGGCGCUACUGGGCACCCCCUGGCCCUUCAACUGCAACAGGCUGCCUGAGGCAGCUAGCCUGGAAGCUUGUUCCCAGCCCUGACCUGAAGCCAGCCCCGCCCUCCAUCUGCCCAUCCUCCUCUACCUACAUGGGUGCUGCGCAGGCAGAAAACAGAGGGAAGAGGGACAGACAUGGGACUCUGCGCAUCCUCUCUGGUGCUUCCCAGGGAGGAGGAGGACCAGCUCCAGCCCUGAUGGGACUACCACAUCUUCCCUGUCCCUCUGUGCUCUUACC